AUGAGUGGAGAAGAUGAACAUAAGAAUGCUUUGGCAACUUACGCUCAAAAAGUUAAAGAACAUAGAGAGUUAGAGGUUAGUUUGAAAAAGAAGAGAAUGGAAAUUAGGGAGUUAAGUAAGGUGUAUGAUAAGACAGAGGAUGAUCUAAAGGCAUUGCAGAGUGUGGGCCAAAUAAUAGGCGAAGUUUUGAGACAUUUAGAUGAUGAGAAGUGUAUAGUAAAGGCUUCAACAGGACCUAGAUAUGUUGUGGGAUGUAGAUCAAAGUUGGAUAAAAGCAAAUUAACAUCUGGAACUAGAGUUGCUCUAGAUGCAACUACCCUAACCAUUAUGAGGAGACUUCCUAGAGAAGUUGAUCCAAUGGUUUACAAUAUGCUUCACGAAGAUCCAGGAAGUAUAAGCUACUCCCAAGUAGGAGGGCUUAAUGAGCAGAUUAGAGAAAUUAGAGAAGUUAUUGAGCUUCCUUUGACAAAUCCGGAACUAUUUAAGAGAGUCGGGAUUAAGACUCCGAAAGGAGUACUUUUGUAUGGGCCUCCUGGAACUGGCAAGACUCUUUUAGCUAGAGCCAUGGCUUCAUCAAUGAAUUGCAACUUUAUGAAGGUUGUUGCUUCUGCUAUAGUAGACAAAUACAUUGGAGAAAGUGCAAGAGUUAUAAGGGAAAUGUUUGGGUAUGCUAAAGAUCACCAACCAUGUGUUAUAUUUAUGGAUGAAAUUGACGCUAUAGGUGGAAAGAGAUUUUCCCAAGGGACUUCAGCUGAUCGUGAAAUUCAGAGAACUUUAAUGGAAUUAUUAAAUCAAUUGGAUGGUUUUGAUGAGCUUGGUGCUGUCAAGAUUAUUAUGGCCACAAAUAGACCAGAUGUAUUAGAUCCAGCUCUCUUGAGACCUGGAAGACUUGACAGAAAAGUUGAAAUUCCUCUUCCAAAUGAAACCUCAAGAGUAGAGAUUCUCAAGAUUCAUUCAUCUAAACUGAAUAAACAGGGAGAAAUUGACUUUGAAGCCAUUUGCAAACUAUGUGAUGGUUUUAAUGGGGCAGAUAUGAGAAAUGUUUGCUCUGAGGCGGGAAUGUUUGCAAUUAGAGCUGAAAGAGAUUACAUUAUUGAAGAAGAUUUCCUUAAAGCUGUAAGGAAAUUAGCUGAGAACAAGAAGAUGGAGGGAAAUCUAGACUACGAAAAGGUUUAA
Cryptosporidium ubiquitum is the source of this 1176-nucleotide messenger RNA. RefSeq names its product 26s proteasome regulatory subunit S10B like AAA+ ATPase. The record is from RefSeq and is a predicted model, not a curated record. Gene Ontology annotation, cellular component: cytosolic proteasome complex; proteasome regulatory particle, base subcomplex. NCBI's taxonomy places the organism in Eukaryota, Apicomplexa, Conoidasida, Eucoccidiorida, Cryptosporidiidae. Gene Ontology annotation, biological process: positive regulation of RNA polymerase II transcription preinitiation complex assembly. Gene Ontology annotation, molecular function: proteasome-activating activity; ATP hydrolysis activity; ATP binding. The transcript has a single exon. Bases 1 to 1176 code for a protein of 391 amino acids.